Liolophura sinensis is the source of this 2144-nucleotide messenger RNA. RefSeq lists its product as uncharacterized. The record is from RefSeq and is a predicted model, not a curated record. Lineage: Eukaryota; Metazoa; Mollusca; Polyplacophora; Chitonida; Chitonidae. Bases 185 to 1876 code for a protein of 563 amino acids. The transcript has 15 exons.
UAGCUAAUACCCCUUUCCUCGUUCCACGGCGAUUAUUUCUGCGUCUACGUGAUAGUUACAACGUGUUCAUUAAUGUGAUAGAAGACAGAAAAUAAUGUCUCUUUCAGGGUUAUUCCCCUUGACGUGCAUAGGAGUAGCAACCGAGUUUCAUUUUCUGUUACCGUAGGUUAACUGUUAAUGUUAAAUGUUUGCAGACACCAGUCUCAGUAAUUUUGUAAAGAUGAGUAAAAGGGAUUUUGGGUCAUUUCACUCUUCAAACGCAGAAGAACUCAUCAAUGCUUCAGAGGCCUGCUAUAAACCACCAGAUCAACCAUUUGACGUGCCUACUUUUACAGAGUAUCAUUCUGAGUCCAUCCAGUUCGGAGCAAAGUGUCGCCAGAAACACUUUUACCUGGAGGUCUGCUAUAAACCACCAGAUCAACCAUUUGACGUGCCUACUUUUAUAGCGUGUCAUUCUGAGUCCAUCCAGUUCGGAGCAAAGUGUCGCCAGAAACACUUUUACCUGGAGGCCUGCUAUAAACCACCAGAUCAACCAUUUGACGUGCCUACUUUUACAGAGUAUCAUUCUGAGUCCAUCCAGUUUGGAGCAAAGUGUCGCCAGAGACACUUUUACCUGGAGGCCUGCUAUAAACCACCAGAUCAACCAUUUGACGUGCCUACUUUUACAGAGUAUCAUUCUGAGUCCAUCCAGUUCGGAGCAAAGUGUCGCCAGAGACACUUUUACCUGGAGGAUAGCUGUACUUUUAUUAAUCAUGGAGCCAUGGGUGCAGUUCUUAAAGAAGCCAUGGAAGUAGCCCAGAAGUGGCAGAUCUACACAGAGAGCCAACCACUGAGGGUCAUUGACAGAGAGCUUAUUCCUCAACUGGUGCAUUCCGCCAGGCGUUUGGCAAAAUUUGUCAACUGUGACCCAAGUGAGCUUGUGUUAGUGGCCAAUGUGUCCUCAGCUCUCAGUGCUGUGGUGAACAGUCUUCAGUUCCAGCCUGGAGAGAAGAUCUUCUGCCUCAGUGUCACUUAUGGGGCAUUAAAGAAGCUCCUGAGACACAGGUGUUCAGAGACAGAGGCAGUAAUCCAGGAAGAACUUGUACAAUUCCCACUUACUGGAAAACAGCAGGUACUCGACCUUGUGAAGGAUAAACUGGAACCAGGCACGAAACUGGCUGUAUUUGACCAUAUCCCUAGCAAUACACCAUUUGUUAUGCCAUUGGAGGAGAUCAUACCACUGUGUAAGGAAAGGGGAGUUCCAGUGCUGAUUGAUGGAGCCCAUGCCCUGGGUUCUCUCCCCUUGAAUCUGGCUGCUCUUGGUGCAGAUUACUACACAUCUAAUGCUCACAAGUGGCUCUGUGCUCCUAAAGGAUGUGCCUUCCUCUAUGCCCGCAAAGAACUUCAACACGACAUCAACCCAUGUGUCAUUUCCCAUGGAUUUGAAGGUGGAUUUCAUUCCAAAUUUAUAUGGCAAGGUCUGAAAGAUUACAGUGCCUUCAUAGCGCUGAGAACAGUUCUGGAUUUCUGGGAAGUGGUUAAACCUGAGAAUAUAAGACUAUAUAUCAAUUCACUUACUAAAGAUGCUGCCACCAUGUUGACUAAAUGCUGGGAUACUGCUUUGGCCGCACCAGAGGAUAUGUUCAGAUCCAUGUGCCUUGUGCAACUGCCGGCAGCACUAUACCAGACAUCAUCAACUGUCAACUACAACACAGCAGAGGAAAUUCAAAGUAUCUUAUUCCACAGAUAUAACAUAGAAGUUCCCAUCAAAGCAGUACAAGGUGAGCUUUAUGUUAGAAUAUCCGCUCACAUUUACAAUCAGAUGUCAGAUUAUGAGACGCUCGCUGAGGCCAUCACACAACUGGUGAAGGAAAAGUGGACACGAGGCAACACCUGAAGAGUGAUGCUGAGUUUCAAGUCGUUACUGUUACAAAAAAAUCUUAUUGUAUUGAAUGACUCACAUUUCUCACAUUUAUGGCAUUUACAUAACAAUUAUUUGGUAUUGCACUUAAGAAGAGAUUGACUGUACACAUAAAUUACUCAUCGUUGCCUAUCCCUGGUAAGAAAGGGAGCUGAGAAUUCACCUAAUGUUUGGUAUGUCACACCCUAUAGAGUUUCCUUUGUGAUAUUUGAUUGAAACUUUGUACAAGUUCAGUAGUGAUAAA